UGUAUUUUUCUUCGACUGUAACAUCGCAGGCGUCCUGAUACAGCUCCUUGAAGUUAUAACUAGCAAGGUCGAAGUUCGUCUUGUUGGCAAUUAUGGUGUAAGCGGUGAGCGUCACUUGGUCGUUUCCAUCCUUUGUGUGCUUGCCGAAUCCGACUAUUUCGCUGUUGCCCUGUCCGAGAACUGCAAAUGCGGCGAUGGUGAGCAGCAGCAGCAGAGAGCACAGCGUUGACGACUUUCUGGUCCAGGGUCCGGUGUCGAGCUCCAAUGGAAGAAGGCCGAGCAUGAAGAAUUGUUUGUGUAGAUGAUGCAGAUGUUUGAAAAGUUGUGAUGAUUGUUUUGUAGAGGUGUUGGAAGUGAAUAAGUUGGGGGUCUUUUAUAGUAUAUUCUCAAGAAAAAACUGCGAAAUUUCAAGCAAAGAAACGUAGAGGGGAUAUAAAAGCAGUUUUAUUGAAAUGUUCAAUAUCUUCCUUUGCCCCUUACCACGCCACUCAUCGACAGGACUAAACUACAAUGUCGUCUCCAACACACAACUGCUGUCAUCCAAAGCAACAACAGCCGCAAACGACAGCAGGAGAACUUGCGAGCGUCAUGCAGGAAUUGCGUCAACGAUUCAACAAACCGACGAACCCGAACGAUGUGCCAGUUCAGCCUGUGCAGAAGAAGGAGCAGAAAAAGCAGCGUAGCUAUCUUCAGAGAAGGAAUGCUUUUCGGAGGAAGUGUAAGAAGCGUUUAGGAUGUAAGAUCCAUUCACCAGCUAGUCUGUUUAAAUUAUUAUUUUUAGGGGACAUUUUCUCCAAGAUCGAGAUGUGCAGUGAGACAGAGCUUCUCAACGACUGGAACAAAUUUCCAAAGGGGAAGUUGUGUGAUUGUUCAGAAAGAUUUCGCUUUUGGCCUGAUUGCUUUUAUGGCCGACAGCACACCAAAUCCUGCCCAUCCCUUUUCGUGUAUUCUCCUAGACUGAAGAAGCUUGCUGUUAAAAUGGAUCCCGAAACUCUGGAUUUCUUGAAAAACAAGUCCAAGCGGGAAACCAUGAAGAAGCUUGAUGAUAAGGAGAAAUCGCCUAAGCACUGCGAUGAGGCCAUUGAUCAGCCUGCUUGCUCUGACCAACAUCUUGCCGAGCUCGACCCGAAGCAACAACAACUGCAAACGACAACAGAAGAUCUGACAAGUGUCAUGCAGGAAUUGCGUCAACGAUUCGACAAUCGGACGACCGCGAAGGAUGUGCCGACUCAAUCUGUGCAGAAGGAGGAGCAGAAAGAACAGCUUAGCUUCUUUCAGAGGAGGGAGGCUUUUUGGAAGGAGUGCCUAAAGCGUUUAGGAUGGGGUAUUCUUGGUCGGGUCCAUCUGCAGAGCGCGCCCGAACUUCGCAACGACAGGAAGAAAUUUCCGAAGGAAGAGUGGUGUGAUCGUCCAAGCUCGCAAUAUAAUUGCUCUUUUGGCUGUCAGCAUACAAAAUCCUGCGAAGCUUUCUUUGAGUUUACUCCUGAGUAUAUGAAGCAUAUUGCCAAAGUCGAAGCCAUAACUGGCCACAGAGGUCCAACCUUCUCGACUAAGAAGUCCAAGCAGGAAAACGUGGAGGAGUGUGAUGCGGAUGAAAAAUCGUUGGAGGGUGGCAAUGAUCGUCCUUCCUGCUCUAGCCGUCGGCUUAUUGCCAGGUCCUACGACUACCUCACUCCUACUUCACUUGAUGCUGUAGCAGCCAACUUUAGGAGCGACAGGGUUGCCAGCAAUUUGACAUCGUCUUCUGACGACUACUUUGGCCAGUCAUCUGAAAACUUCAGUCUUGAGCCUCUUCUAGGUUCACUUGAGGAUGUCAAUCCUACAGAGACUUGCCUUCCGACUACCAUGCAUAAAAAGUUUUACUUCUUGGAAAAAGAGUGGUGUAGGAACACUGUGUCUGUUGCUGAUGUUGUUGGGUCGUGGGAACGUGUCAAUACAAUGAAUACCAUGGAAGAGCUUGAUCCGGAAAAAUGGCAAUUGUUGGAAUACUCUGUUAGACCCUUUGCCUCGUUAGACGACUUCUUCACUAUGUCAUCGGCAUCUUCCGGAAAUGACAACUCUCUGGGCGCUCCAGUGUCAGUUCCAACAAUAACUAGAUCGGCGUCUACUGGAGACUUUGAAGAUAUGGAAUCUGUUCCCUCUUCUAUUCAGUCUUCUGUCAGUUUUCUGUUUAGUCCUCCCGAAGCGAGAGAAACAGUGAGCCUUCAAACUACCAUUCAAAAAGAGUCGUACUUCUUGGACGAGGACUGGGGUUUGGACUUUGUGUCUGUUGCUGAUGUUGUUGGGUCGUGGGAACGUGUCAAUACAAUGCAUACAAUGGAAGAGCUUGCCUUCUUCACUGGAUCGACAUGUACUGACGAUGUGGGAACAAGCACAUCUGAAGAUAUGAAGUCUGUUCCCUCUUCUAUUCAAUCUUCUGUCAGUCUGCUUAGUCCACUCGAAGCGCGAGAAAAAGUGAGGAAGUUGGCAUUGCAAGCCAACAAUGUGGAUGACUUCUUCGAAUUGAUUCCAGACGAUUUGCUCGACAACUUCUUCUCCGAUUACAAAAUGUUGGUGCGACAUAAAAUGUUGGAAGAGCAAUGUGAUAAUAUUAGGGAAGAACUGAUGAAACAGCCCAAAAAAGCUGAUGAUUGA
Messenger RNA from Meloidogyne enterolobii, 2634 nucleotides. The record is from the annotation of a GenBank genome assembly. NCBI's taxonomy places the organism in Eukaryota, Metazoa, Nematoda, Chromadorea, Rhabditida, Meloidogynidae.